This is a messenger RNA of Cladophialophora immunda, 789 nucleotides long. RefSeq lists its product as uncharacterized. Bases 1 to 789 code for a protein of 262 amino acids. The record is from RefSeq and is a predicted model, not a curated record. Gene Ontology annotation, molecular function: peroxiredoxin activity. NCBI's taxonomy places the organism in Eukaryota, Fungi, Ascomycota, Eurotiomycetes, Chaetothyriales, Herpotrichiellaceae. The transcript is spliced from 2 exons.
AUGGCCACAUCUUCGGACCACCGGGCAAUGAAAGAUCAACUUAUAGAGCUCGGAGAAGUAUGGUCGCCCGCCUGGCAAGAUGUUCUGGAAUUCUGCCCCGAAUAUUUGGCUGCGUACUUGAAGAUGCGUUCUGUUCCUGUCAAUAACCGGCACCUUUCGCGCAAGCUCCAGGAGUUACUCCUACUUGCGUGCGAUGCGUCGUGCACACACCUCUUUGGGCCGGGGAUACGUCUUCACACAGAGAAUGCGCUGAAGGCUGGGGCUACUAAAGGGGAAGUUUUGGAAGUUCUGAUGAGGACGAGUGUUUUGGGAAUCCAUGCCGUUAGUAUCGGUCUACCGGUGUUGUUUGAAGUGCUGGUGGAAGAGGGAAAGGUGACAGAGGAGGAGCUAGCUAAGCCCAACGACGAAUAUAAGGAGCAGCUCAAAGCCAAGUUCACCGAAAAAAGGGGCUUCUGGUCACCCCAUUACCAGAAACUAAUAACGAUCGCCCCGGACUUUUUCGAGGCGUAUACUUCAUUCUCGGCCGCACCCACAGAGGUCGGGGGCCAUCUUAGUCCUCGGGAUCGAGAACUAGUCUACACAGCGAUUGACUGUGCAACAACACACCUCUACGGAUACGGCUUGAAAACGCAUGUCAGGAAUGCAGUUCGAUUGGGCGCAACACCGGAACUGAUUGUGGAAGUAUACGAGCUUGCAGGUUUGAUGGGUUUCCAAACGAUGUUAUUGGGAGUGCCUGUGUUAAAGGAGGCUCUGACAAAGUUCGACUCGGACAAGAAUGGUUUGGCCUAG